Molecule: messenger RNA, 5031 nt
Organism: Anopheles merus
Lineage: Eukaryota; Metazoa; Arthropoda; Insecta; Diptera; Culicidae
Product: serine/arginine repetitive matrix protein 2-like
Exons: 8
Coding region: 163-3588 (1141 amino acids)
Cellular component (GO): nucleus
Molecular function (GO): RNA binding
Source: RefSeq, a predicted model, not a curated record
GUCCGCUCUCGACGCAGGUGACCAUCACUACACAGCUUGUCAGAAAAUUUUCACGUUUGGGAAGAGUCCGGAAUCCACAAAAAUACUUAUUUUCUGCUGUUAAUCUUCCAUAAAGUCGGUACGAAAGAGCGCGUCCUAGCGACGCGGUUUCGUUCGACCGUAAUGGCCGGCGGCUCAGGUACGAAGGUGGUGCAAAUCACCAACAUUGCCCCGCAGGCCACCAAGGAUCAGAUGCAAACGUUCCUCGGGACGGUGGGGAAAAUUGACGAGAUUCGCCUCUACCCGACCAUACGGGAUGUGUCCUGCCCGGUGGUGUCACGCAUCUGCUACGUGAAGUACUUCGAGAGCAGCUGCGUAGCGGUCGCCCAGCACCUAACCAACACGGUGUUCAUCGAUCGGGCCGUCAUCGUGAUCCCGGUCGCGAACGGCGUCAUCCCCGACGAGUACAAGGCGCUCGAGAUGGCCGCCAACGGGACGCUCGUGCCGGGGCUGCACAGCUUCAACGUGCCGUCCAAGCUGCCGCCGGAGGUGGUGAACCGCAUCGACGGCAUGAUACCGAACCAGGUGGUAAAGACGAUCGACCCGAAGCUGGAAGAGAACGGACUGCCCGAGUAUCCGCCGCUGCCGGUGAACUUCGACGCGAAAAAGAUCGAGGAAACGCGCCGCACCAUACUCAUUCUGGACGUGCGCUCGGACUGGCGGCUGGAGGAGCUGAUGGACCACUUCAAGCCGGCGGGCGAGAUCAAGUACGCCCGGUACGCGGAGAACGAGCGCAGCAAGCUGGCGCUGCUCGAGUUUUGCGACCAGCGCAACAUCAUCAACGCGCUCAAGAUGCACGGCACCGAGUUCCGGGGCUACCGGCUGAACGUGCACCAUUCGACGCAGCCGAUCGUGAAGCCGGAGGCGAAGAGCAACGAGGCGGCCCAGAAGGAAAUCGAGGAAGCGAUGACGAUCGUGAAGGAGGCCCAUCACCAGAUAUCGAACAUGGACCCGGUGGUCGCCAUAUACCCGAAGGACAAGAGCGGCAGCCGGCGCCGGUCCCGUUCGCGGUCCCGCUCGAAGGAACGUCGCACCCGGUCCCGUUCGCGCAAACGCUCCAAGUCGCGCAGCAAACGGUCCCGGUCGCGGAAGCGCUCCCGCAGCCGCUCGAAGCGUUCCCGCUCCCGGCGGUCCCCGUCGCGGAGCAAGCGCUCGCGCUCGAAAUCGAAACGUUCGCCCUCGCGCAGCAAGCGCUCGCGGUCGCGCUCGAAGCGUUCGCGCUCCCGGGACCGCCGCAAACGUUCCCGCUCCCGCCGCCGCAGCCGCACGCGUUCGCGCGAACGUACGUCGCGCAUUCGUCGGUCGCGUUCGCGCUCGAAGAAGCGGUCCCGUUCGCGCGAGCGUCGCGAUCGUAGCCGCGACCGCAAGAAGUCCCAUCGCAACAAGGAGGAACGGCGCCGCCGCUCGCGUUCCCGUUCGGCGAGCGCCAAGCGUUCGACGUCCCGGAGCCGGGCAAGCCGCACCAAGGAGGUGGUCACGAAAUCAUCGUCCAAGCGUCGCAGCCGCACCCCGUCGGACAAGAGGUUGAAAAAGAUCCUGGAAGAAACGGUCAGCCGCGACUACGACGCGGAGGAGCGAAUGGAUGCAGGUGGAAGCGUGGUCGGUGUGGAGGAUGAUGCGGCCAGCACCGGCAAGCAGUCGGUCUCGUCGCCUACCCAAGCAUCCGGUACAGGCGACGGGGGCGGUGAUGGUGUCGGUGGCUCCAGCUCCUCCUCGUCAUCUUCUUCAUCCGGUGGCGCAGUCGCGGCACCGGCCGCUCCAACGACACCGCGGGAGAAAACCGCCAGCCCGACAACGGAGAAAUCCGACAACAUGGACAUUUCCAACUCUCCGCCCUUCGCAGACAUUAUGGCAGAUAGUUUGGUGGAAACGCCCACGGCCAGUGCGGGCCACUUGAUGAACCUGAACGUGAUAAACGCGAUGGCGGGCGACUCGGGAAGCUCCAGCUCCUCCUCCUCGUCCUCCUCCUCCUCCUCCUCCUCGUCAUCUUCUGCCUCCUCCUCCUCGUCCUCUUCCUCGUCCUCGAAUGUGGCCACGUCAUCCGGGUCCGGGGCCGCACCGUCCGGCACGCUCGAACCGGCCCCGGGCGGCACCACCACCACCACCCCGACCGUGCUGAUCUCGGUCAGUGCUACCACCACCGGCACGUCCUCCGCCCGCCAGUCGAGCUUGGCGUCCGAUCUGCUGCUCAACCAGAUGCUCAUCGCUCAGCAUCGUGUCCAGCAGCAGCAACAACAACAACCGUCGUCCUCUUCCUCCCCCUCCCCCUCCUCUUCGGCACCUUCCUCAUCCUCGGCCGUGUCGUCGUCCGGUACGCCGGCCGUUAGCUCACAGCUGCCGACCGGUGGCCCUUCCACCGUCGCUGCCGGUGACCCAUUGCCGCCCACCCUUAUCACACUGUCCGCCACACCGUCCCCAUCCUCGUCGUCGGCGGCGGCACCAUCGCUCGGCACAAACUCGGCCGCUGCCCGGCCCGUGCAGCUGCCCGUUCGGCCGCUCGAGCUGGUGAAGCAGCAGCAGGCGCCGGCCAGCCGCUCCGUCCACGGCCGCCCGGCCGACCCGGCGGACGACUGCGGCGAGCCGGAGGCGAAGCGCAAGAAGAAGGGCGACAAACCGAACGCGAAGGUCGAAAAGCUGGAGCUGCGCCUCGGCGGCAUACUGUGCUGUGCCGUCUGUCUCGAUCUGCCCCGGACCGCCAUGUAUCAGUGCUCGAUGGGACAUCUGAUGUGUGCUGGAUGCUUCACCCAUUUGCUGGCAGAUGGACGGCUGCGCGACCAGAACGCGACCUGUCCGAACUGCCGCACCGAGAUUAGCAAGAACAACUCGUCGCGCAACCUGGCGGUCGAGAAGGCGGUGUCGGAGCUGCCGGCCGAAUGCCAGUACUGCUCGAAGGAGUUCCCGAACAAAUCGAUCGACUACCACGAGUCGACCGAGUGCGAGGAUCGGCCUACCGAUUGCAAGUACGCGCGCAUCGGCUGCCAGUGGCGCGGCCCCAUCCACGAGGUGACGUCGCACGAGGGCAACUGUGCCCAUCCGCGCAAGUCCGGUGCGGACGUGAUGGUGGCGCUGCAGGCCCACGAUGCGAAGGCGGCCGAGGAUAAGAAGCUCUUUCUCACGCUGAUCGAUCUGCUGAGCUAUGAGAAGAUCAUUUUUAACGAUUUGCAGCUGAAACCGUACCGAACGGAUGAGUACGUCCAUCGUCUGUACUACGAGACGAGUCGCUUUUCCGCCUUCAACCAUCAGUGGGUAGUGAAGGCGAUCAUUAACAAAAGCCAGCGCGAUCCGCACGAGUCGUGUGAGCGCGACAUCACCUAUCAGCUCAUACUGAAGUCGAAAACAACGAGCCCAUUGCCGAUGCACUUCUUCGUGCUGCGUGGCCCAUUCUCCGACAUUAAGGUGGAUACGCAAAUCUACAAGCACGAUUUCGCCGACACGGAAACGGAAAGCCCGUUCAAGCUGCUGCCCCUGCCGGACACGGCCGAGUGUAACAGGCUGCUCGCGGCGAAGGCAAUCAAUUUCCGAUUAAUUAUGUUUUUGGCUUCGAAGUAAGGUGCGCGCGCGAGUGAUGAUGGUACCACAACCGGGGACACAGAGGGCGUGCGUCUAUAAAUGAAGCAUUAGCUCACGUGCUCCCUGCAUAACAGUAGUAGUUUGUUUACACAGUACACCACCCGAAUGCUAAUUAGGAUAACGUUCUUUAUCUUUAUUAUUUCCUUUCUAAAUUUAAGGGUUUGAUGAUUUGAGAGCGUGAUUUAACAAAUUAAACUUUUCGCUACAAACGUUUUGUUUCAGUCGAACUCUCGUUCGAGCGCGUGUUUCCAUCACUUACAUUGCAUCUCAAAUCGUGCGGUUUUGUGUUGUCUUUUUGCGAAAAGCACACCAAACGAGACACGUGUGUCGAACGUUUACGGUUGCGACACGAUGGACCAAAAUUUGCGCUGUCGUUCGCACAGGGCACAGCAUUAUUAAUUCCGCCUAUUGAAUCCGACUAUUCGGGCAGUCUAUUGGUUUGUGUGAUUGGUUUUUUUGUUUGUUGUUGUUGCCACUAAUGUGCUAUAGCCGCCACCAGCAGCAAAAGCGGGGUGUAGAAUGUGUAGAAUCAGCCGGUUUUAGCUUACCGCAAAACAAAAAAAGACCGUUAGCUAGGGCAAAGAGGAGACGUCGCGAGAUAAAGUUUAGUAUUACGUUGCCAUUUUUUUCACAUUUAAAGUGUAUAACAUGCAUGCAUACAUAAUUAGCGAUAAAGCUAAGAUUACAGUAGCGUACACAGACAGCGAAGCUCUAGGGAUCCCGUCCCGUGUAGUGGACACAGGAUGCGCGGAUGUGGUAUAGGCGCCUGGAUACUCAUAAGGUUUUGCUUUUGGAGGUUUUGGUUUGUUCACCAUCGCCAACUCUCUCCCCAAAUGGUAAUAUCUACUUGUUGCUAGAGGAAGACGUUAUUUGGGCGGGCGUUAUUUGCUAAUCGAAUGAAUAUCUAUCGUACACAAUUUACUGCAUAAGCUCUACACUAUAUACAAAUAUACAUAACUAUAUUAGACGAGCGCGUAAGCUUACAUUGAUUCAGAAAUGUGUGAUACAUGAACUUUGCAAAGAUUGAGUAAGAAGAAACAGUGUGACGAAGGGGACAAGGGCACGACGGAGGCAGGUUUUCUUUUAAACAAUACGUGUGUUUGUUGGUUUAAAAUGGGUUAUGCUAGUUUCUACUUUUAUGAUACAGUUUACAGCACGGCCCGCGUGCAGGCGCCCACACGAACAUGGUAGAAUGCGUUUUGCCUAGGUUCGAUCAAAGCGUUUACGCGAGCGAAGAUUGUUGUUGCAUACACACACGUGUUUUUCACCAUUAACAUUCGGUUAAAACAUUCGGACCAGCAAACCAAAACUUCAACGCAUCAACAUUUGUCGCGCACAGUUUUCUCGCACGAAAACUUUACACAAUAAUUUACAAAAGACAACCCCAUCGCCAGGUGGGUUUGAUAGAGAGAGAGAGAAGAA